AUUUCAAAGAAUGGAAAUUAAAAACAGAAGAAGAUAAUUUAUGUUUUUAUGCCUUAAGUGCUCGUAAGACUGUCGGACAGAAUAAAAACAUUACAUACCUGGAUUGUCAUCGAACUGGUAAUUUCCAAAGUAGAUCAACAGGUGUCCGUAAAAUAAAAAGUCAAGGCACAAACAAAAUUGGAUCUACAUGUCCAUCGUCAAUGAUAGUAGUAACAGAAGACGAAUCUGUCAGUGUAGAGUUUUGUAGUACUCAUUUUGGCCAUAGUAUGAAUCUUGGUAGAUGUAAUUUAACACCUGAAGAAAGAGCCAUGAUUGCAGGUAAAAUAUCUGAAGGAGUUACAAUGGAAAAAAUAUUAGAUGAUAUAAGGGAUAAUGUUCAUGACAUACUUAAAUGUAAAUAUAUGGAUUCAUNAUCUACAUGUCCAUCGUCAAUGAUAGUAGUAACAGAAGACGAAUCUGUCAGUGUAGAGUUUUGUAGUACUCAUUUUGGCCAUAGUAUGAAUCUUGGUAGAUGUAAUUUAACACCUGAAGAAAGAGCCAUGAUUGCAGGUAAAAUAUCUGAAGGAGUUACAAUGGAAAAAAUAUUAGAUGAUAUAAGGGAUAAUGUUCAUGACAUACUUAAAGUUCAAACUUUAAUAACUAAAAAGGAUCUAUGGAAUAUUAAAAGAGAUUUUAAUUUGUACGAAGGUCGUCAGCAUUCAUCUGACUAUAUUAGUGUAAAUAUAUGGAUUCAUCGAAUGAUAGAAUUGCCAGAGGAAGAAAAUCCAGUUAUACAUUACAACCUAGAUAAAGAAAAUUUUAUAUUGGUAAUAUCUACAAAUUUUCAACUCCAAAUGCUUCAACGUUUUGGAACCUCUUCAAACUCAAAAAUAUGUAUUGAUAGUACCCAUUGUACCAAUGAAUAUGGCCUUCAAUUAACAACAAUUGUGGUUGUUGAUGAAUUUGGAAACGGAUUCCCAUGUGCAUAUUGUAUUUCAAAAAAAACUGACGCAGUAACGUGGAAAAUAUUUUUUCAACAGCUUAAAAAUAAAAUUGGAAUUAUUAGUACUCAAAUUUUUAUGAGUGAUGACGACCCAUCUUACUAUAAUGCUUGGGAACAAAUAAUGUUACCUGUGGAACAUCGACUUUUGUGUACAUGGCAUGUGGAUCAAUCUUGGAGAAGAAAUAUUCAAUCAAAAAUAAAAGGAACUCCUGAAAAGAAGUGCUUAAUUUAUAAAUCAUUAAGAGUGAUGCAUCAAGAACCAAAUGAAAUUCUUUUUACAGAACUUCUAAAUGGAUUUAUGGCUGAAAUAAUGGAUGACGAUGAUACUAUUCAAUUUGGUGAAUAUUUUAAUAGUUAUUACUUGAAUAGAGUCAAACAGUGGGCAUACUGUCACCGAAGAAACUGUGGUAUUAACACAAACAUGUACUUGGAGUCAGUGCAUAAGUGCUUAAAAUAUUAUUAUUUACAUGGUAAAAAAAAUAAGCGAUUAGAUACCUGUAUAAAUGCGCUUUUGAAAUUCACAAGAAAUACAAUUUUUGAGAGGUUUAUUAAAUUGGUUAAAAAUAAAUAUACUGCUAAAGAAGAAAAUAUAAUUAAGAGUCAUAAUAUUGGAGUACAAAUAAACCCUGAAACUAUUAAAGUAAUUGAUGAUAAUCGUUGGGAGAUAUCUGCUAAAGAAACAAAUAUGGCAUAUGAAGUAAUUCACACUAUAGAUGUGUGUAACACUGAAGACUGUCGAUUAGUUUGUCGCAUGUGUAAUAUAUGCAUUCAUAAUUAUACUUGUGAAUGUAGUGAUUAUAUAAUUAAAUUAAAUAUAUGCAAGCAUAUUCAUGCCUGUGCUAAUCUUUCUGUAUCAAAUACUCAAAAUAAUUUGUGUGAAAAAGAAAAAAAAAUUCUAAUUCCUGCUGCAGAAAUAAAUUUAAUUGAAAAAUCAAUAGUAAAAACAAAUACGGACAAAGAACAUGAACAAUUAAUUCAAAUAAAAAACCAAUUAGAAGCUGGAAUAGGAGUAUUAUCGUCCCUUAUUGCAAGUAAAAGUGAAGUAACUGAAGUACUAAGUUUGUAA
Molecule: messenger RNA, 2048 nt
Organism: Myzus persicae (green peach aphid)
Lineage: Eukaryota; Metazoa; Arthropoda; Insecta; Hemiptera; Aphididae
Exons: 6
Source: RefSeq, a predicted model, not a curated record